Messenger RNA from Mucor velutinosus, 627 nucleotides. RefSeq lists its product as uncharacterized. The transcript has 3 exons. Gene Ontology annotation, cellular component: plasma membrane. Gene Ontology annotation, molecular function: voltage-gated proton channel activity. The coding region runs from base 1 to 627 and encodes 208 amino acids. The record is from RefSeq and is a predicted model, not a curated record. Gene Ontology annotation, biological process: proton transmembrane transport. Lineage: Eukaryota; Fungi; Mucoromycota; Mucoromycetes; Mucorales; Mucoraceae.
AUGGCUUCCUAUGGUAGUUUAGACACAAGACAAGGCAUAGAAGCUGAAAACUCUGAAAAUGAAAGGGGGUGGAGAGAAAGCUUGGGUGAAAAAUUGGAGAAUGAAAAGUUUCAUCUCACAGUGUUGGGUCUCGUUUUGAUUGACGCAACUUGUGUUAUCAUUCAAAUCAUAUAUACAUUCUUCCAUGAGUGUCAAGUACCUGUGGUGCUGUAUGCUGGAUCACACAAAGCCAGUUACCUGCUUAUUGCUUUUGAAAUGGCUGAAGUGAUUAGUAUCACAAUUUGUUUCCUAUUUCUGGUGGAAUGUUUGCUGUCCCUGAUUGCCUUUGGACCUAAAUACUACUUGCCUGGUUGGCCACACUGGAAGCUACAUGUUUUUGAUGCUGCUGUUGUUGCGACGACAUUGGUGUUGGAAGUGGGAUUGAAAGGAAAAGAGAGAGAGAUAGCAGGUCUUUUGAUUAUCCUUCGUUUAUGGAGAGUAGUCAAGAUCAUUGAAGCAGCUAUCCUGAGCGUCAGCUUUGCGCAUCAAGAGGAAUUGGAGGCUUUAAGAGCUAGUUAUGCAGAAUUAGAGGCGAAAUACAAGCAGGAAGUAGAAAAGAAUCAACAACUCUUGGAGGGACAACGAUAA